Saccostrea cuccullata (small rock oyster) is the source of this 657-nucleotide messenger RNA. RefSeq lists its product as uncharacterized. The record is from RefSeq and is a predicted model, not a curated record. NCBI's taxonomy places the organism in Eukaryota, Metazoa, Mollusca, Bivalvia, Ostreida, Ostreidae. The transcript has a single exon. Bases 1 to 657 code for a protein of 218 amino acids.
AUGGUACUGAACGAACUUCAGAACUGUCGGUUUUAUAGAAAGUUAACAACCAACCAAGAUCGUCACACAAUGCUCAAGGUUGAGAAAUUAACUAAAAAAUAUGCCGACAAUUUAACAAAAAAUCAAAUUGAUUUCUUAACAAACUUUAAAUUGAAAUCCAGUAAUUUCUACGGAUUACCAAAAGUCCACAAAUCUAAGGAGAUCCAGGAAGCUGUGAAAAAUUGUGAUGACGCAUAUAUAAAAAUGUCCCAACCUGCUGACCUUAAAAUACGUCCGAUCAUCGCUGGACCUGCAUCAAGCACCCAACGACUGAGUAAUUUAUUGGACAUUUUAUUGAAACCACUAUGCAAAUUAUUACCCAGCUUCGUAAGAGAUGAUAUAGAUUUUCUGAAUUAUAUUCCCCAAAAUGUAGACCCAAACACUAUUCUCGUCAGUUUUGAUGUUACACGUUUGUACACAAAUAUCCCACAUAUUUUGGGACUGGAAGCAGUUAGUUACUGGAUAGACAAACAUCCGGAUAUUAUAAAUGAACGAUUCCCAAAGGAAUUAAUUUUAGAAGGACUGAAGAUAGCGUUGGAAGAUAACCAUUUCCAUUUUAACAAUGAGUUCUACCUACAAAUAAAAGGAACCGCCAUGGGGACAAAAGUUGCUCCCUAA